Cucumis melo (muskmelon) is the source of this 832-nucleotide messenger RNA. Its product is annotated as 50S ribosomal protein L12, chloroplastic-like. The record is from RefSeq and is a predicted model, not a curated record. Lineage: Eukaryota; Viridiplantae; Streptophyta; Magnoliopsida; Cucurbitales; Cucurbitaceae. The transcript has a single exon. The coding region runs from base 125 to 676 and encodes 183 amino acids. Gene Ontology annotation, cellular component: ribosome. Gene Ontology annotation, biological process: translation. Gene Ontology annotation, molecular function: structural constituent of ribosome.
UAAAUCCAAUUCUCCCAACCAACUCCUUAUCCUAUCUUCUUCUUCUUCUUCUUCUUCUUCUUCUUCUUCUUCUUCUUCUUCUUCUUUCUUUCUAUUCAAUUCUUCACCAAAAGAAGAAGAAACAAUGGCUUCUUCACUCUCAACUCUCACCCUCAAUACCCCAUUUCCCCUUUCUUAUUCCCAUUCCAAGUUCUCCCCUCAUUCCUUCAGAUCCACAACCCUCCAUUUCCCCUAUCGCCGCGCCACCCUCCUCCGUCCCAUUGCCGCCGUCUCCGCCCCGGAGAAAAUCGAAAAACUCGGCUCCGACAUCUCCAGCCUCACCCUCGAAGAGGCUCGGCUUCUGGUCGACUUCCUCCAAGACAAGCUUGGCGUGUCUGCCGCUGCCUUCGCCCCGGCUGCUGUGGUGGCAGCACCUGGAGGCGCUGUUGGGGGGGACGCGGCAGCGGAGGCAGUAGAGGAGAAGACGGAAUUCGAUGUGGUGAUUGAGGAUGUGCCUAGUAAUGCAAGGAUUGCUGUGAUUAAGGCAGUGAGAGCGUUGACAAGCUUGGCUUUGAAGGAAGCUAAAGAACUUAUUGAAGGAUUGCCAAAGAAGUUUAAAGAAGGGGUUUCAAAAGAAGAAGCUGAGGAUGCUAAGAAACAGCUUGAAGAUGCUGGAGCUAAAAUUGCAAUUGUUUAAUCAUUGGGGAAGCCAAAAACAAAAAAAAUGAGUUCAUUUGUUUUAGAGAAACUUACUUAAUCUUGAGGAUUUUUUUCUUUUUUUUGCUUGAUGUGAAUUGUGAAGUUGUUCCUGACAUAUGCCCACCUAGAAUCUUUGCUUGUUUUUGUGCUGCUA